AUGUGUCCGAGGGCUCGGUCCCCAAUGGAGACUCCCAGAGUGGCGUGGACAGUUUGCGGAAGCACUUGCGAGCUGACACCUUCACCCAGCAGCAGCUGGAGGCUCUGGAUCGGGUCUUUGAGCGUCCUUCCUACCCCGACGUCUUCCAGGCAUCCGAGCACAUCAAGUCAGAGCAGGGGAACGAAUACUCCCUCCCGGCCCUGACCCCUGGGCUUGAUGAAGUCAAGUCGAGUCUAUCUGCGUCCAGCAACCCCGAGCUGGGCAGCAACGUGUCAGGCACGCAGACAUACCCCGUGGUGACCGGUCGUGACAUGGCGAGCACCACUCUGCCCGGUUACCCCCCUCACGUGCCCCCCACUGGCCAGGGAAGCUACCCCACCUCCACCCUGGCAGGAAUGGUGCCUGAGGCUGCAGGGGGUCCCUCACCCUCUAGUAUGGGCCGCCCCGGGGAGAAAGCUUGCAGCAGUGCCCUCUUGUGUGCGGCCCACUGA
Molecule: messenger RNA, 491 nt
Organism: Carlito syrichta (Philippine tarsier)
Lineage: Eukaryota; Metazoa; Chordata; Mammalia; Primates; Tarsiidae
Product: paired box protein Pax-2-like
Exons: 4
Biological process (GO): regulation of transcription by RNA polymerase II; anatomical structure development
Molecular function (GO): RNA polymerase II cis-regulatory region sequence-specific DNA binding; DNA-binding transcription factor activity, RNA polymerase II-specific
Source: RefSeq, a predicted model, not a curated record